AUGAGUGACAAUAAUAAUGAAAAUAAAAGCAAUCAGGAGACAGUACAAAACCGAUCACAGCCGGAAAAAAUGGCCCCGUCAAAAAUGAAACUCGGAAUUAUUUUUGGAGUUGCUUUGGUUUCCAUUUGCGCGGGAAUAACUGUUGGUGUUUUAUGGGAUUCUAUUAUUAAUAAAAUAAUUGUAAAAGAACUACCUUUGACACCAACAUCACAAAAAUAUGCCAUGUGGGAAGAAACACCUAUACCUAUGUACUUAGAAGUUUAUCUGUUUAAUUGGACAAAUCCCCAAGAUUUUUCUCUAUCUUCAAAAGUAAAACCUCACUUCAAUGAACUAGGUCCUUAUGUCUUCAGCGAAGUUGAUUAUAAAGUUAACCAAGUUUGGAAUGAUAAUGAAACGAUAACAUUCCAACAGAAACGUGUCUGGCAUUUCAUAGCGUCUAAAUCGAAUGGGUCUUUAAGUGAUAAAAUAACAAAUAUAAAUCCAGUAGCUGCCUCCAUAGGAUAUAAAUUACGGUUUAAAGGACUUUUUGCCCUACUUGCAGUCAAUAGUGUUUUAAAAAUAUUAAACGAAUCACGAACAGUUACCAAGACAGUUGGUGAAUUAUUAUUCGAUGGGUACGAUGAUGAGUUAUUGGAAUUAGUUCAUAAAUUUAAUCGAAAUAAUUCCGAGACUUACGACGGAACUUUCAACAUGCUGACAGGCGCUACAGGACUAUGGGGUACAGGAAUACUCCAGGAAUGGAAUUACAGUGAUAAAUCAAAAAAUUUUGAAAAAGAAUGCGGGUUUAUCAAUGGCACCUUAGGCGAUGCAUGGCCUACAGUUACUGAAAAUUCUUCAGUUAAUAUAUUCGCGCCUGACGUCUGUACACUUCUUAAUCUAAAUUUUAGCAAGGAAGAAGACCAUGAAGGCUUGAUAGGAAAAAAAUAUAUAUCUACAUCGACGAUGCUGGACAACGGUACCAAAGUACCCUCACGCGCUUGCUACUGUCAGGGUGUCGAGUGUCAACCCAGCGGAACGCUUAAUGUAUCAUCGUGUAAAUUUGGCGCUCCAGCGUUUAUCAGUUUACCGCAUUUUUAUCUUGCUGAUCCGAGUUAUCUGGACGCCGUCGACGGUUUAUCGCCCUCAAAAAACAAACAUGAAUUCUCUAUGCUUGUUGAACCAAACUUUGGAGUUCCGUUAAGAGUUAGCGCGCGUUUACAACUUAAUUUGUUGAUUCAACCCAUAAAACAUUUAUCAUUAUACACAAAUAUACCACGGAUUUAUAUGCCCAUUUUGUGGUUUAAACAAGAGGCUAAUUUGACAGCUAAUUAUGCGAGGCAAGUAAAGUUUAUUGCAACUCUUCCAUUGUUGGGUCACGUAACUCUUUACGGAAUCGCAUGCAUUGGAAUUUUAUUAAUGUUCGUUGGAAUUGGAGUUUAUCUCAAAAAGUUCAGAAAUUCAGACGACAAUCAACGGCUGAUUCCGAAAACAGAUGUCAAUUCUUCGACGAUUAAUUCAUGA
This is a messenger RNA of Cotesia congregata, 1500 nucleotides long. The record is from the annotation of a GenBank genome assembly. Lineage: Eukaryota; Metazoa; Arthropoda; Insecta; Hymenoptera; Braconidae.